GCUUCUUCUUCCUCCUCCUCGCCCCCUCUUUCCCCAACGCCAUUUUAUUACCCUUCCCCAUCUUCCUUUCCGGGGAUCUCUCUCUCCUCUCUUCUCUCUUUCGGAUCGAAUUCGAAGAAAGUGUUUGCGCCUGCUUCUAUUCUGUGUUCGAAUUUUGAUUUUUUUUUGAAGGGGAAUUAUCCCUAAACAUGGCUGGGAUUUGCUGUGGAUUUGUUGGCGAGAGUGACGCAACGGCUCCGGUGGAGCCGAGCACUAAGGCUUCACGGCGGAGGAGAUUGGACCUCCGCACAUUCUCCCUUGCUGCGGAUUUGUCCGCCGCCUCCGAUGACACCAGCCGGAAACAGCGUAAGCUCGUUCCGUCAGCUGGUGCGAGUAGUAGCUCUACCCCGCGUGAUUGCCUGAACGCCGUCGAAAAUUCACGGCCAUGCGGCGGCGGGGGAGCCGAUUUGGAGGGGAAGGAGCGUGAGGUGAGAAAUUCCGUGGAGAUUGAAUCUGCUCUGAAGCCGGAGGAAAGCUGUGCAGUUCCGACGGCGAAAUUCGGAUUGACUUCUGUUUGUGGUAGACGGAGGGAUAUGGAAGAUGCGGUUACUGUACAGACAACCUUCGGCCACGUAGGCACUUCCUUCUUCGGCGUUUUCGAUGGCCACGGCUGCUCUCAUGUCGCUAUGAAGUGUAAAGACCGCCUGCACGAGAUAUUGGAGGAGGAAAUCAGGAGCUACGGCCAGGAGAAUUCAAUCGAAUGGAAAGAAACCAUGGAGCGGAGCUUCGCCAAGAUGGACGGCGAGGUCGGGGACUGGUGCACCGACGAAGCUGCAAAGGCCACCGCUUGCCGUUGCGAGCUCCAGACACCGCAGUGCGACGCCGUUGGUUCCACCGCCGUCGCGGCCGUGGUGACCCCCGACAAAAUCGUCGUCUCCAACUGCGGCGAUUCCCGUGCCGUCCUUUGCCGUAACGGCGUCGCUGUUCCCCUCUCUUCCGAUCAUAAGCCUGACCGGCCGGACGAGUUGCUCCGUAUCCAAGCCGCCGGCGGCCGUGUAAUCUACUGGGACGGCCCUAGAGUCCUCGGAGUUCUUGCAAUGUCGAGAGCAAUCUGGGACAACUACUUGAAGCCAUACGUGAUUCCUGAGCCAGAGGUGACCGUCACGGAACGAACAGGAGACGAGGAAUGUCUUAUCCUAGCAAGCGACGGGCUGUGGGAUGUGGUGUCAAAUGAUACCGCUUGCGGAGUGGUCAGGAUGUGCCUCCGCGCCCAGAAGCGGCCCUUGCCGGUGGCGGAAGUAUCUCCGUCAGGCGACGCCGCCGUGGGGAGCGGCUCCGAUAAGGCCUGCUCCGACGCCUCGAUGUUGCUGACAAAGCUGGCACUAGCUCGGCACAGCACUGACAACGUCAGUGUGGUGGUGGUUGAUUUGAGACGCAAGUCCAAAGCUGUAAACCCUUAAUUGGGCUCGGAUUUAGAAUGAAAAAACAAAAAGAGCAAUUGGGAAUUGGUGGGAUAAUAUAUGGAAUAGUUACAUACGUAUGUAGAUCAGAACUAGCUUUAGAUUUCCCCAUAUUGGAUGUUUGGUUAGCUUUGUGGAAGGAAAAGAAAAAAAAAAAAAAAAAAGAGAUCCAAGUUAUUUCCCAUCUGUUUUAAUUUUUCCUAUCUGACUGCUGAAAUGUGCAGGAUUGGGGUUGGUUUUGGGACAGCGGGAGAAUGUAUAAUAUGACAUCAAGAGUCUCCAUUUGUAAAACUGAGAAUUGAGUAAAUCUUCUGGUCUGUUUAUCUGUUCGAGCAGCAAGUGUUAUCUGGAGAAUUGGAAUUAGUUAAAAACGUGCCUUCUGUUUGAGGUGGAGAAAUUGCGGGUGAGCUGACAGGAGUCUGGUCAGGGCAAUACAAAAUAGAAAGAAGGAAACCUUAGGCAACACAUAAUGGAAGGAGGAAUUCGGUCUGCUGGUCUUGUCAUUUUGAUAUUGUUGCAAGUGCAGA
Molecule: messenger RNA, 1966 nt
Organism: Linum tenue
Lineage: Eukaryota; Viridiplantae; Streptophyta; Magnoliopsida; Malpighiales; Linaceae
Source: the annotation of a GenBank genome assembly